This is a messenger RNA of Rangifer tarandus platyrhynchus (Svalbard reindeer), 3588 nucleotides long. NCBI's taxonomy places the organism in Eukaryota, Metazoa, Chordata, Mammalia, Artiodactyla, Cervidae. The record is from the annotation of a GenBank genome assembly.
AUGAACAGAGAAGUCCCAGAGGUGUUUCUCGCAGGUGGAGACCUGGUGCCCCGAGGCCACACUCGCCGCUGCCUCUCUGUGGUCGAGUCCAGAGCACAGCUGGAAGAAGAGGAGGAGGAGGAGGAGAAUGAGAAGGAGGGGGAAAAAAAGGAGGGUGAAGCCUUCCAUGCUGUACCCCUCCGAAGGUCAGGCGCUUUUCGUGCCCACAGCCACAGCUAUGACCCCUUCAAAAGGCAUAGCUGGGGGCCAGGCAGGGAGCUCCAGGAUCCACUGAGCAGGAACAAACUGCAGGCAUCGGGAUGCACAGGCCCCGAGGAGCCCUCCUUACUGCGGAGCCAAGAGGAACUGGACCCCUUUCUGGAGCUGCAGCACCAAGGUGGCCAAUCCUCCUGCGUGGACCAUUCAGACAUUCUAUUUCUUCUAGAUUCAGUUUUGGAUCAGGGUUCCAGUCACCCACCAGCUGGCCCUUUGGACCACUCAGGCACUGGUAUGCUUUCCAAGUCUGUAUCCAUGAGUGGCAUCAACUGCUUCUUGGGCUGCUCAGACCCAGCUGGGAAUUUGUCCCAGUCUUCUGCUGCUGACCUCAGCCAAAGCUGCAGCCAACUGGAAGGGGGCUCAGGUACCUGGGCAGGCUCCUCCCUGCGACGGACACUCAGCUUCAUCUUGGGCAUGACCGGGAAGGCCAAGACCCGGGAAAAGGAGAAGAUGAAGGAAGCCAAGGACGCCCGCUACACCAAUGGGCACCUCUUCACCACCAUCUCCGUUUCGGGCAUGACCAUGUGCUAUGCCUGUAACAAGAGCAUCACAGCCAAGGAAGCCCUCAUCUGUCCAACCUGCAAUGUGACUAUCCACAACCGCUGUAAAGACACCCUGGCCAACUGUACCAAGGUCAAGCAGAAGCAACAGAAAGCUGCCCUGCUGAAGAACAACACUGCCUUGCAGUCCGUCUCACUUCGCAGUAAGACUACCACUCGGGAGAGGCCCAGCUCAGCCAUCUACCCCUCCGACAUCCGGCAGUCCCUGCUCGGCUCCCGCCGUGGCCGCUCCUCGUUGUCUUUAGCCAAAAGCGUCUCCACCACCAACAUUGCUGGACACUUCAAUGAUGAGUCUCCGCUGGGGCUGCGCCGGAUCCUCUCACAGUCCACGGACUCCCUCAACAUGCGGAACCGGACACUGUCGGUGGAGUCCCUCAUCGACGAAGGUGCUGAGGUGAUCUACAACGAGCUGAUGAGUGACUUUGAGAUGGAUGAGAAGGACUUUGCAGCUGAUUCCUGGAGCCUUGCGGUGGAUAGCAGCUUCUUGCAGCAGCAUAAGAAGGAGGUGAUGAAGCAGCAGGAUGUCAUCUAUGAGCUGAUCCAGACAGAGCUACACCACGUGCGGACACUGAAGAUCAUGACCCGCCUCUUCCGCACGGGCAUGCUGGAAGAGCUGCAGCUGGAGCCGGCAGUGGUCCAGGGCCUGUUCCCCUGUGUGGACGAGCUCACUGACAUCCACACACGCUUCCUCAGCCAACUGCUGGAUCGCCGGCGCCAGGCCCUGUGCCCCGGCAGCACCCGGAACUUCGUCAUCCAUCGCUUGGGGGACCUACUCAUCAGCCAGUUCUCAGGUCCCAGUGCAGAGCAGAUGCGGAAGACCUACUCAGAAUUCUGUAGCCGCCACACCAAGGCCUUAAAACUCUAUAAGGAGCUGUAUGCCCGAGACAAACGCUUCCAGCAGUUCAUCCGGAAAGUGACCCGCUCGGCGGUGCUGAAGCGGCAUGGGGUGCAAGAGUGCAUUCUGCUAGUGACUCAGCGCAUCACCAAGUACCCGGUGCUCAUCAACCGCAUCCUGCAGCAUUCCCACGGGAUGGAGGAGGAGCGCCAGGACCUGACCACGGCCCUGGGGCUGGUGAAGGAGCUGCUGUCCAACGUAGAUCAGGAUGUGCACGAGCUGGAGAAAGGGGCCCGCCUGCAGGAGAUCUACAACCGCAUGGACCCUCGGGCCCAGGCCCCGGUUCCUGGCAAGGGCCCCUUUGGCCGAGAGGAGCUCCUGCGGCGCAAGCUCAUCCACGAUGGUUGCCUGCUCUGGAAGACGGCGACCGGACGCUUCAAAGAUGUGCUCAUGCUGCUGAUGACAGAUGUGCUGGUGUUUCUCCAAGAGAAGGACCAGAAGUACAUCUUUCCUGUCCUGGACAAGCCCUCGGUGGUGUCACUGCAGAAUCUCAUCGUCCGGGACAUCGCCAACCAGGAGAAAGGGAUGUUUCUGAUCAGUGCGGCACCCCCGGAGAUGUACGAGGUCCACACGGCAUCCCGGGAUGACCGGAGCACCUGGAUCCGCGUCAUUCAGCAGAGUGUGCGAGUAUGCCCAUCCAGGGAGGACUUCCCCCUGAUUGAGACAGAGGAUGAGGCUUACCUCCGGCGUAUCAAGAUGGAGCUGCAGCAGAAAGACCGGGCGCUGGUGGAGCUGCUGCAGGAGAAGGUUGGGCUAUUUGCCGAGAUGACCCACUUCCAGGUGGAAGAGGAUGGCGGCAGCGGGGUGCCCCUGCCCACCCUGCCCAGGGGCCUCUUCCGCUCUGAGUCCCUUGAAUCCCCUCGUGGUGAGCGGCUACUGCAGGACGCCAUCCGUGAAGUGGAGGGCCUGAAAGACCUGCUGGUAGGGCCUGGAGUGGAGCUGCUCUUGACACCCCGGGAACCAUCCUUGCCCGUGGAACCAGAUAGCGGUGGUAACACGAGUCCUGGAGUCACUGCCAAUGGUGAGGCCAGAACCUUCAAUGGAUCCAUUGAGCUCUGCAGAGCCGACUCAGACUCCAGCCAGAAGGAUCGAAAUGGAAAUCAGCUGAGAUCUCCCCAGGAGGAAGCGUUGCAACGAUUGGUCAAUCUCUAUGGACUUCUGCAUGGCCUACAGGCGGCUGUGGCCCAGCAGGACACUUUGAUGGAAGCCCGGUUCCCUGAGGGCCCCGAGCGGCGGGAGAAGCUGACCAGAGCCAAUUCCCGGGAUGGGGAGGCUGGCAGAGUCGUGGGUGUCCCUGCGGCUCCUGAAAAGCAGGCUACGGAACUGGCACUCCUGCAGCGGCAGCACGCGCUGUUGCAGGAGGAGCUGCGGCGCUGCCGGCGGCUCGGCGAGGAGCGUGCGACCGAGGCCGGCAGCCUAGAAGCCCGGCUCCGGGAGAGCGAGCAGGCCCGCGCCCUGCUGGAGCGGGAGGCCGAGGAGGCUCGCAGGCAGCUGGCCGCCUUAGGGCACACAGAACCCCCACUCGUGGCUGAGGCCCCCUGGGCCCGCCGGCCUCUGGAUCCGCGGCGUCGGAGCCUCCCUGCUGGCGAUGCCCUGUACUUGAGUUUCACACCCCCACAACCCAGCCGAGGCCACGACCGCCUGGAUUUGCCUGUGACUAUUCGCUCCGUCCAUCGACCCUUUGAGGAUCGAGAGAGGCAGGAGCUGGGCAGCCCCGACGAGCGGCUGCAAGAUAGCAGUGACCCAGACACCGGCAGCGAGGAGGAGGGUAGCAGCCGUCUGUCUCCACCCCACAGUCCGCGAGAUUUCACCCGAAUGCAGGACAUCCCGGAAGAGACUGAGAGCCGAGAUGGGGAGCCUGUAGCUUCCGAGAGCUAA